AUGACCGACCGCAAAGCAGUGAUCAAGAAUGCCGACAUGAGCGAGGACAUGCAACAAGAUGCCAUCGACUGUGCGACGCAAGCCCUCGAAAAGUACAACAUCGAGAAGGACAUUGCCGCCUACAUCAAGAAAGAGUUCGACAAGAAGUACAACCCGACAUGGCACUGCAUUGUUGGACGAAAUUUUGGAUCGUACGUGACCCACGAGACGAAGCACUUCAUCUAUUUCUACUUGGGCCAGGUCGCCAUCCUACUAUUCAAGAGCGGG
Messenger RNA from Mesorhabditis spiculigera, 267 nucleotides. The record is from the annotation of a GenBank genome assembly. NCBI's taxonomy places the organism in Eukaryota, Metazoa, Nematoda, Chromadorea, Rhabditida, Rhabditidae.